UUUUUACAAACAGCAAUGUUCUGAUGCAAGCAAUCUUUCAAAGGAGAAUGAAGAAUUAAAGCAAAAGCUCGAGCAUUUAAAGAACAUACAGAGAAUCAUGGAUUAACCUGCAAACGAGAUGGAUGAUGAUGUAAUAAUAAAAAUAGAAAACGUGCCCAAGCUGCAAACAUACGUGACAGCGAUAAGGAGGGAAGUGAAGAAAAGGUUUGACAAGAUCAAAGAAAUUAGGAAGAAGUAUAUGAAAUUACAAGAACACUUCUCGCAUGUUUCUAUGAGAUACAAGACUUUAAGAGAGGAGUUUGCUAAGCUAAAAGACGCGGAAGAUCGAAUAAUGGCUUAUGAGACCGAGAAACGAACUUUGCAAUCUCAGAUUCUGGAUAUGCUAGCAGACUCACGUAAAUGUGUCUGUGAUAAAGCAUCCGUGGUAAAGCAAGCAGACUUAACAUGUGAUAAUGUUGAAAAAUGUACUGCAGCGGUGAAAAAGUGUGAGGCAAAACUUGAAGACACUUUAACACUCAAAGAGACUGAUAUUGUCGAUUUAGACAGUACCCAAAAUAUUCCACAGAAUGAAAAAUCACAGGGUUCCUUUUCGACGAGGGAACAUGCUAUAAAGAGACAGAGAUCUAGUAACAGUCUUAAGGCUCCUGGUCCCUGAGCCGAGAACUCCGCGAUGACGGUGGCGACAUAGUCGCUAGCGGUAGGAAUAAGAACCCUAUCCUGUCGCCGGCUGAAGUAUUAGGCGUGAAAACUGACAGAUUGACAACACAAUUUAUUCUUGCGUGGAUUUUCGUAAUUAUUUCUUUUACGCUAGUUCUGUUACGUGUGACCUAUUCGUGAAACCCCCAAAAAGCUCCGAAAACUAAGAUUAGCGAGGAAUUCUAAUCGUAGAAAGACAUUUUCCACUCCUUUCGACAGUGUCAAAUCAUGUGUUUUCUUGCAUAAUUUGACUAACUUUGACGUUUACUGUAGAGUUGUUUAUUAGCUGCCAAGGGAAAAGGAUAGUUUACGGAGUCUUUUGGAAGUGUGCUAAAACGGACUAAAGUGUACUUUUGGUCGAAUAUCUUUUUAUUUGGAAAUGCCACGCAAGAAUUCUUGGUGUCAUUUCUCGCUUCUGACGUCAAAAUUCAAUAUGGCCGCAGUGACAACCCAGGAGCCUUAAUAUUCCUUCGAAAGUACCUUCAAUACUUGCGAAAAAAUCGAGAUUUGAUUAACUAAGUCAAGAAACUACCAGUGGCCAUGACAUGAGUUUUGAUGCGAAAUCUGUUGCGCUCAGACAAGCUGUGAAGAAGCCGCCCGCGAAACCUACGAAAGCAGUACACAAGGCAUUCCUAGUAAAUGGCAAGCCGUAUAAAGCACCGAAGCUUCCUCGUCCGAAGUAUUGGGCCACAGAUCGUCUUUAUAGAUUCCUGUGGCGGCGUAUGGAGCCGAAGUACAAAUUGGCGACGAGGGUCAAGUCCGAGAAAUUCGUAAAAGAAUUAGCAGAGAUAGUCUCUGUUAUUGAGCGCCGUAAGAAAUAUGAAAAUUAUGAGGUCGAAUUGGAGGCUCUGUUGAAAGAAAUGAGUCGCUUGAAUAUUAUUACUACUCGUAGUGAUUUUCAUCAUUUCUGUCAGGACUUUAUGCCAUACGAGUUUCGCGUUAAAGUCGUGCCUAUGAUACUGCCUGGUAAUAAAAUGAAUAUACCUUUCGAUCCAGAAAAACUACACGUUCCUUUACUCGGUACCGAAUGAUUAACGCAAUUGAAAACAUAGCUGUAAGAGUAGUCAAAAUAUUCUAUCGCAUUUGCUUUGUUUGUAUUUCUUUUUUUCGAUUUUUCGCAGUUUAAAAUCUCGGAGGUUCAGAUUCUAGGAAUUCUCGGAAGCAACAAUGAACGAGGUAAAUCGAGGCACGAGAUCAAAGAUAUCAACGAAUAUUUUUCUGAUAGUUGAAACAAUCAUGAAACAUGUUCAAAAUUUUCAAACAAUUCUUAAACAAUUGUAAAACCACGUUCUUUUUACUUAUAUUUGCGCAUUUUUUCUUUUUCGUUGGUGCUCCUUUUGGUAAGUUCGAAACAUUCGAUUCUCGUGCCUUUGAUGGUUGAUCCUUCGAUGCUUCUACUCGCACUCUAAGCGAUCAGUAUUGCGUGUUUAUUUACUUAUCCCGGUUUAUAUGUACAUACAUCAUUUGCUUGUACAGCGUUAUAUAUAGACCUAUUGUGAUAUCUUUGCGGAUAUAAAUAUCCAAUCGUUCGUUUUGUACGGUAAUCUUUUUGCCCAAAUAAACACCUUGUUUUUCCACGA
Messenger RNA from Vollenhovia emeryi, 2276 nucleotides. Its product is annotated as E3 ubiquitin-protein ligase TRAIP-like. Lineage: Eukaryota; Metazoa; Arthropoda; Insecta; Hymenoptera; Formicidae. The record is from RefSeq and is a predicted model, not a curated record. The transcript is spliced from 6 exons. Bases 119 to 655 code for a protein of 178 amino acids.